AUGAACUGGAAUUGUCCUGAAUGUACUUAUCUAAAUCCUACGGAUCAGAAAAUAUGUGCUAUGUGCGAACAAGGAUACCGGCUUUUCUCGGACGCUAGCGAUGCAAAUGAAGACGAUAGUGCUAUUGCAACGAAUGAAGACGAAGACAGUGAAUCUGUGAAAACUCGAACGGACUCAUUGGUGCCGGACGACGUAAGUGAAGGAGAUGAAGACGACAGUCUUCUGGGAUCGUCAUCAACCAAAAAAGAUAUGUAUAUUCGCAAAGAUGGCCAUAUACUAUACGGCCAAGCGGCUGUUGAUGAACGAAAAAGAUCAAUAGCUCACCGAAAGGCUCUAUAUAUCCAAAAAUUAUGGCAAUUAUCAUCAAAACAACCGUCGAAUUCUUCGUUUACCAGGAAUUGCUUCCAGAAAUCAUCUGAAAACACGUCAACUGCACUUUUCGCCUCGCCAUCGGUUGACCAUUUCAAUACUUUAAAUGCAAAUCUUAAGGGUGUUCACGCUAGUGCUACUGCAACAACUGAAGUGGUCUCUGGCUCUGCAGUGAAUUGCAAUGCUACAGGAGCUAAUGUAUCUGCAUCAGCGGCAGCAACUGCUGUUCGUGCAAAUGCUUUCAAUGCAAACAUUACCGGUGCGAAUGCAUCUGCAUCAGCAACGGCAGACGCCUUGAAAGUUUCCGUGGGAAAUGUCAAUGUGACUGGUGUAGAAUGCGCCGCAUCUAGUUCUGCUUCACUAGCGAAAGUGAAUAUAGGAAAUGUCAAUGUGGCCGGUACAAGUGUUGGAGCAAGUUCAAGUAUCAAUGCAACCGGCGUUUCAGCUUUUAAUGUAUCUAUUAGCGGUCCCAGUGCUGCUGCUUCAGCGAAUGUGGAUGGCGCAUUUUCUUUUGGAAACAUCGUUCUAGGCGCUCGCCCUUCCCUCGAUGUCGGUUGGGGUUUUAACAUUGGCAUCCCGUUCCUGAACGGUUCUGGUGGUUCAACUGGUGGUGGUGGUGGCAGUGGUGAUAGUCGAAAUGAUGAGAAUAAUUCUAGUGAGCAACCUCGUGGUUUAGAAGGAUAUCAACAAUAUUUAUCGCAGAAAUUUCCAAAUCAACGGCACUAUUGGAGGGCAGCUGACUUCAAAAUAGAACCAAAUACAUCCAAAGAGCCAAUCGAUCCAACUCUGACUGAUGAGCGUGUGGAAAGAACCGAUCGAGAUGACGAUCAAGUUAACAGUGUUGUUGAUCAACAUAAUAAACUUAUCGAUGAAGGAUGGCAGUUCGCCGGCUAUAAAGGAGGACCAAAAAGAGAUGCUGAUGGUAACAAAGCAUCUAGCUCAGGUCCCGAAGCACCAAGUGCCGUGUCAUCAUCUCAAAAUUCGGAAUGGGCCGGUAUGUACACUUCGCCGUCACCAGCAGUUGCCGGAGGAUAUGCUGUGAACGAUGACGGUCGCCCGGGACAAAUUGAUCGUGUCUAUUUACGGAAAGAUGCGGCCUCUUCCUAUUAUACCAAGGUGGGGUUGAAUACGCAUAUCGGUCUUCAGGCUCUGCGUGACGUCAAAGAGCAUUCACAGGAACGCUAUAUUUUCAGCGGUCCUCAACACGAUACGGAUCCUGACCUACGCGCUCCUGAAACUGUUAUUUCUACAAGCGUUCGUGAUGAAGCUUUGAAUUGUGGAAAAAUCCGUUUUGAGCCGUCGGCUCACCAAGUAGAUCCACGUUCGUAUCGAGUGAAUCCAAUCUAUAACAAAGAACUUGCCUCAUCCCAAAUGAUUCCCGACUACACAGUUCGUAUGACGAAAGGUCCUGACGAUUGUGCACGCGACGGGGGUCGCGAGCGAUUAGCCCACGUAUUUGAUGGACGACCACCGUAUGUUUAUGAAACGAAACCGUCGAAGAAGUCUGAGCCAAGUGAAGAUGAUAAAUUGCUUAUAGAAGAAUGUCGAAAGUUAGGCAUUGAAAUUCCAUAUGGCAAUUUAGAAGAUUGGAAAAAAAAGUUGCGCAAUGAUCAUGAAUAUGAACGUGAAGAAGAUGACCGAAUGCAUCAAAUUCGAACUUCCUCCACGACUGCCGCUACUUUGUCUGAAAAAUCGAAGACUGAAAAAAAGGAAAAAGAAUCCAACAACGACGAACCGCCACCACCUUGUAAAGAUCAUCCACCUCACAUUCGAUGUAUGAACUGCUUGAAACGAUCGUCGGGAGCUGGUGUUCGCAACAUCCGUGGUCAACUCCAUGGUUUCAAAUUCGACUAA
Adineta ricciae is the source of this 2223-nucleotide messenger RNA. Lineage: Eukaryota; Metazoa; Rotifera; Eurotatoria; Adinetida; Adinetidae. The record is from the annotation of a GenBank genome assembly.